Messenger RNA from Alternaria atra, 465 nucleotides. RefSeq lists its product as uncharacterized. The record is from RefSeq and is a predicted model, not a curated record. NCBI's taxonomy places the organism in Eukaryota, Fungi, Ascomycota, Dothideomycetes, Pleosporales, Pleosporaceae. The transcript has a single exon. The coding region runs from base 1 to 465 and encodes 154 amino acids.
AUGGCGUUCCCUGACAAGGCAUGGAAAGACCGCGCCGCGAUGAUCGAGCCUGGUACAGCGCCCUGGGACGUGAGCAUCAGCGAAGCUGACUUCGCAAAGCUCAAAGCCGGUGUCGACUCUGAGAGUAUGGACGACAGAUGGAACAUCUGGAGCACAGAAGAAAGCCAAAACAACAACAUUCUCGUCCACUAUGCUCGAAGCUGGACAGGCAACAAACUGUACAUCCUUCAUGUGAAGCCAAACGACGGUGACAGCGGUAACGGUGCGAAGAUCGAAGCCAUAACCUGGGAGCAAGACAAAGGAGGGGUCCCCAUCUCGGAGGAGCAGGGCAAGAAGGACGCAGUCGUUAUAACCAGAGCCCAGCUCGACUGCAAGAUCGAAGCGCUUCCAGAGUAUGACUUCAAUGAUACCUGGGACAAUCCUGCUGCGAGGCGUGUAGUCGAGGAGCAACAGCGCCAAAAGUGA